UAUAUAGGAAAACAGUUAAUCGUAUAGUUCGACGUUCUCCUUUCACUGCAACAGCGCGGCAAGGAUAUGUGGUAGAAGCCGCCACCGAUACACGCCAGUAAUAAGUGGAUAAAUUUGCUCUCCUGAAGCCGAAUAUCAUCGCCAUGGACGUGAAUUUCAGGCUAGGGAUCGCAUUAAUACUGAUCGCACUGUGUCAGGAAGCGACCUUAUUGGAAUUGCCCGCUCAGAACAGUAAUGGCAACAGCAGUCCUCACAAAGCCGCUCGUAGCACACUGCUCGAUAAUGGACUCACGCGUACAUUAAAGCAUAUUUACGGUAUUUGUGGUGAUCGAGAUGAUCUCUUUUGGUGCUUCAAGGUGCAGGCAGCACGCAUGUUGGGACGCGCGUUGAAAGUGCACAACAUAAAUAUCUUGGAGGGAGUCACCAUUAUCAAGAAGGUGGAAAAUGAGACACGGACUGCCCGUGCGAGCGCAAAUGCGGAUUUAAUUCUGAAUAAUCGCGAUUUGGAUAAUCUGUCGAUGAAAAGCUUGGAUGCGCUGUUACUGGAGCGGUUUUUGCGCUUCGUUGACAGUCGACAGCUGCAGGUGAAUUUACCGCGCCUACUUAAUUUCGGACAGCGUAAUGGGCAAGAUUUCUUUGGCUCGGCAAUGGGUUACUUCCAAAAAUUUGCUUUAGGUGACGUGGACGCUGACAAUGCUGUAGAUGAGGGACGUAAAAAGAAGGGCGACGAUAAGAAGUACUUGGGUCCAUUUAUUGCGGCUGUAAUGCUAAAGACGGCCAUACUGAAGAUGGCCUAUCACUCUAUUGCAAUUAUCGCGGGCAAGGCACUGAUCGUGGGAAAAAUUGCGCUCAUAAUCAGCGCCAUAAUUGGACUCAAGAAGUUGGUGUCGGCGGAGGGUGGUGAAAAGACCACUUACGAAAUAGUGAAACACCCACAAGUACAGCACAGCCAAACCUAUUCAUCAAGUCAUGCGGGCGAAUACGAGGCUGGGCAUGAAAGUGGCUCUUACCAUCGCAGCAUCGAUGACGAGAUGAUGAUGCAGGAUAAGGCUUACAACGCUUGGGUGCCGUCGCGUGUGCAUUCAUAAGAACGCUAAAUUAUGUCAAUGUAUAGAGUGUGGUUAUAUAUUGGAGUAUACAUCGAAGCGGCGUUGUUGAAGAGAGUCGUCUUUGUCGCAGUUAAGCGAUCUUACGUCAAACCAAAGCUGAUCACCAAAAAGUAGGAAAUAUAUGGAAUAUUGAAAAUGACAAUUGAAACUUAGGUAACUUAUUCACGUUUAGUAAGGCACA
Molecule: messenger RNA, 1290 nt
Organism: Bactrocera neohumeralis
Lineage: Eukaryota; Metazoa; Arthropoda; Insecta; Diptera; Tephritidae
Gene: Osi11
Exons: 1
Coding region: 144-1088 (314 amino acids)
Source: RefSeq, a predicted model, not a curated record